CAGCAGGCAGUUAUUUUACAGGAACGACUAAACAGGAAUUUGUUGGAUAAGCAAUUUGCGAUAUGGCGUGUUCCAGCGCCAUGGUUACCACGAACCAAGAAAGCACAAGGCACGAAACUGGGUGGAGGCAAGGGCAACAUUAGUCAUUAUGUGACUCCGGUUCGUGCGAAUCGUAUCAUUCUUGAAGUUGGCGGUUUCAUCACCGAAUAUGAGGCAAGAGCGUAUUUGAUGUAUCUUUGUGAACGAUUCUCAUUCACCGUCGAAUUUGUCAGUGCUGAAAUUUUGGCUGAGAGGAGACGAGAAGAGCAACGAAUUGCACAAUUGAAUGUGAACCGUUUCAAUUGGGAUACGGUAAUCAAGUAUAAUAUGCAGAAUUGUCGAAGUUGGCUGUCUCAGUAUGAUGUUGCAUGGAAAGGUCGAUAUAAAUAA
Anisakis simplex (herring worm) is the source of this 429-nucleotide messenger RNA. The record is from the annotation of a GenBank genome assembly. Lineage: Eukaryota; Metazoa; Nematoda; Chromadorea; Rhabditida; Anisakidae.